AAAAAAAAAAAAAAAAAAAAAAAAAAAAAAAAACUUCAAUUUCUCUCUUUCUCUCUCAAAUUCAUUCUAUCAAUCCAGAAUUAUCAAUUCCAAAUUUUAAUUCUUUAAUUCUUUCACAACAAAAAUAUUCACCUUCAAACCUUUCUCUCUUCAUGUUUCAUCAUUUCUUGAUGAUGAUAAAACUAUUACUAUAGUUUUUCAUUUCGUUUAAAAGUUAAUUGUAAAAAGUGAGAUGAACGUUACAAAAAUGGACGUAAAAUCACGUCUAACACGAGGAAUAUCACGUCAAUUCUCAACAGGAUCAUUAAGAAUGAGCGGUAAAUUCAGUUUCAAAAGACAAAACUCAAUGGAUCCAAGAAACAACAACAUGCGUUUCAGUUUUGGAAGACAAUCAUCACUUGAUCCAAUACGUAGAUGUCCAUCAUUCGAAAAUGAAACAGUUGCUGUACCAGAUAAUUUAGAUUCGACCAUGCAGUUGUUGUUUUUAGCAUGUAGAGGUGAUGCUAAUGGUGUUAAGGAAUUGCUUGAUAAUGAUGAUGUUGAUGUUAAUAGUAUUGAUUUAGAUGGAAGAACUGCUUUGCACAUUGCUGCUUGUGAAGGACAUGUUGAAGUUGUUAAGCUUUUGUUAAGUAGGAAAGCUAAUAUUGAUGCUCGUGAUCGAUGGGGAAGCACGGCUGCAGCUGAUGCGAAAUACUAUGGAAACAAUGAAGUUUACAAUAUCUUAAAGGCCCGGGGGGCCAAAGUCCCGAAACUCAGAAACACACCAAUGACUGUAGCAAAUCCUCGAGAAGUUCCAGAAUACGAACUAAAUCCACUGGAGCUUCAAAUCCGGAAACGGGAUGGAAUCUCGAAGGGUUCGUAUCAAGUUGCUAAAUGGAAUGGGACAAAAGUUUCUGUCAAGAUACUUGACAAGGAUAGCUAUGCAGACCCUGAAACGAUAAAUUCUUUCAAGCAUGAAUUAACUUUGUUGGAGAAAGUACGGCAUCCUAAUGUGGUUCAGUUUGUUGGAGCUGUUACACAAAAUAUACCAAUGAUGAUAGUACUAGAGUAUCAUCCAAGUGGUGACCUACGUAGCUAUCUUCAGAAGAAGGGACGUCUAUCUCCUUCUAAGGUUCUAAGAUUCGCUCUGGAUAUUGCCAGGGGAAUGAAUUAUCUUCAUGAAUGUAAACCGGACCCAAUCAUCCAUUGUCUUCUAAUGCCAAAAAAUAUUUUGCUGGACAAUGGUGGUCUAUUGAAAGUUGCAGGAUUUGGUUUGAUUAGAUUGUCAAACAUUUCACCUGACAAAGCAAAGUUGCUGCAACCUCAAGCCAUUGACCGUGCAAGUCCCUAUAUAGCACCUGAGAUUUAUAAGGACGAAAUUUUUGAUAGAAGUGUGGAUGUAUAUGCUUUUGGAGUUCUAAUUUAUGAGAUGAUUGAGGGAAUACUACCGUUUCAUCCUAAGUCACCUGAAGAGGCUGCUAGGUUGAUGUGCAAAGAGGGUAAAAGACCAUCAUUCAAGUCAAAAUCUAAGUAUCUGCCGGACCUUAAAGAGUUGAUUGAAGAAUGUUGGCAUCCGGAUUCUUUUAUACGGCCAACAUUUUCGGAGAUCAUUGUGCGCAUGAAUAAAAUUGUUGCAAACUGCUCAAAACACGGAUGGUUGAAAGAUACUCUAAAGCUUCCCUGGUAA
This is a messenger RNA of Lycium ferocissimum, 1666 nucleotides long. RefSeq names its product integrin-linked protein kinase 1-like. The record is from RefSeq and is a predicted model, not a curated record. Gene Ontology annotation, molecular function: protein binding; ATP binding; protein kinase activity. Gene Ontology annotation, biological process: protein phosphorylation. Lineage: Eukaryota; Viridiplantae; Streptophyta; Magnoliopsida; Solanales; Solanaceae. The transcript is spliced from 11 exons. The coding region runs from base 233 to 1666 and encodes 477 amino acids.